This is a messenger RNA of Pogoniulus pusillus (Red-fronted tinkerbird), 2268 nucleotides long. It is a transcript of the gene VEGFD, whose product is annotated as vascular endothelial growth factor D. Gene Ontology annotation, molecular function: chemoattractant activity; growth factor activity; vascular endothelial growth factor receptor 3 binding. Gene Ontology annotation, biological process: vascular endothelial growth factor signaling pathway; positive regulation of angiogenesis; sprouting angiogenesis. The record is from RefSeq and is a predicted model, not a curated record. The transcript has 7 exons. The coding region runs from base 696 to 1757 and encodes 353 amino acids. NCBI's taxonomy places the organism in Eukaryota, Metazoa, Chordata, Aves, Piciformes, Lybiidae. Gene Ontology annotation, cellular component: membrane.
GGACACGUGUGGUGUGCAGGGAGCUGUGCUGCAGUUUCACGUUUCAGGUGAGCUGCUUUCAAAUAAUGGAGUCCAGAUUGCAUCAGUUCAUUUAAGCCCUGCUCUGCUAUUGGUAGGGACAGCGUGGGCUCGGGGCCAAGCCCUGCCUGUGCUGCUGCCAGAGUCUGUAUCAGAUUUAAGGCACAUGCUGCUGCAAGCUUUCAUGGAGGCUGGGAAAAACCUCUUCACGCGGGGUUGGAUUACAGCGCCGGGGCUCAAAACAUCAGCCGCGACACCACCACCCAGCAGCCUGCCCAGCGCACGGCAGAGCAGCCUGCUGACUGCUCCUGGACCACAGAUGGGUUGUGAAUGCCUCUUUGUGUCUGGCUGGGUGAGAAAUGAACUUUAACUGGAAUGCAGCCGUGAUCCCUGCGAGCGUGCAGAUGCAGACAGCCAGCCAGCCGCUUAAACCCUCAGAAUGAGCUGCUCGCAAGUCUGCGCUGCGAGGAGGCACAUCCCUUAGAUGAACUUGCAAGUGUUUGAGCAGUGGAGAGCCAGGUGCUGACUGCUGGAUGCUGGAGCCCUUGGAGAGUUUGUAGGAGAACUUGUGGAAGCUUUUCUGUUCCGCCCUGGUGCUAGAGAAAUGCCUUUUGGAGGGGACGCCUGCAGCCGCAGCACUCCGAGCGCGUAGCGACCUGUGGGUUCCCGAGCUCAGGAUGUACAGCCCCUGGGCAACUCUGAAUGUGUUCAUGGUCUCCUUUCUGCAGCUGCUGCAAGGCUCGGACUAUGGCAACGGCUCUGUGAAGAGGACAUCUCUGUCAGCACUGGAGCGAUCAGAGCAGCAGAUCAGGAGAGCAUCCAGCCUGGAAGAGCUGCUCCGUAUCACCCACUCUGAGGACUGGAAGCUGUGGAAGUGCAGGCUGAAGCUCAAGAGCUUGGCCAGCUUGGACUCCCGGGCUGCAUCGCACCGCUCCACCAGAUUCGCUGCUGCCUUCUAUGACAUCGACACGCUGAAAGUCAUAGAUGAGGAGUGGCAGAAGACCCAAUGUGUGCCCAGGGAAACCUGCGUGGAGGUGGCCAAGGAGCUGGGCACAACCACCAACAAGUUCUUCAAGCCUCCCUGCGUGACUGUGUUCAGGUGUGGGGGCUGCUGCAACGAGGAGAGCCUGAGCUGCGCCAACACCAGCACCACCUACGUCUCCAAAACGCUCUUUGAGAUCUCAGUUCCCCUGACAAGUGUUCCUGAGCCCGUGCCAAUCAAAGUUGCCAACCACACAGACUGCAAGUGCCUGCCGAGCAGCCAGCGCCAUCAGUACACCAUCAUCCGGAGGUCUGUCCAGUACCCAGAAGAGGAUGGGUGCCCCUUUACCGACAAGCUUUGCCACAGUGGCUGGAUCUGGGACAGUGACAGGUGUGAGUGUGUGGUGGAUGUGCAGCAGCCCAGCCAGCGAGAAGAGCUCCCACCCCUGGCUGAGCUGGCCAUGUGUGGACAGCACAUGGAGUUUGAUGAAGAGAACUGUGAAUGUGUCUGCAGACAGAAGUGUCCCACGGAUUUCUUCCAGAGUAGGGAGAACUGCAGCUGCUAUCUGUGCCGGGAGAGCCAGGAGAGCUGUGCUCUCAGGCACAAGAUAUUUCACCCCGAGACCUGCAGCUGUGAGGACAAAUGUCCCUCACAACCCAGAACGUGCCCAGCUGCCAGACCAGCAUGCCCCAGGCACUGCCGCUGUCCGAAGGAGAAGAGAGGUUCUCACGGGUCCCAGAGCAAGGAAACUCCUUGACUGAGCUUCCCCAGCCUUCCACAUCCGCUGCUUUGCAAAGUAGCUGCCACUGACUCUCAAACAGUAGCAAACAGGAACCUCUUCACAGCAAGAGCAGAAGAAUGAAUUCAGGCUGCAUUUAUUUAUGACUCACUAACUGCAGGGCAGUCCUCUGGGACCCUGCUAACUGCUCUCUGAGAGGCUCCAGGACUCACAACUACUGCAACAAAGAGUGGACAGAGCCACCACAGCCUUCUAAAAGGUGGAGCUGGCACCUUGGUGGCAGUCACAGUCCCCAGAAGGCCUAUCAGAAAUUGGCAGGAGUUGAUCUCAGUCUCCCAGUCCUUGGCUAAAGCAGCUCAUGGGUGGAAGCUCCCCAGCAAUGCCACGUAGAGGACUGGGCAGGGUCAGCACCGACUGCUCUGAUCUCCUGCCCAGCUCCCUCCACCAGCACCUGAAGAUCCUUGUACAGCUGCUGUCAGAUGUGCCAUAUUUAAGUGUACAUAGGAAAAUAAAGGCAUCAGUCAUUCAA